UCUUCUCUUUCUUUUCAUCUUUUACCUUUGCAACAACUUCAUCUUUAUCAUCAUCUUCGACAUCAACAACAACCUAACCACUACUACAACAUCAUUUUUUUUUCUUCUUCUUCCCUUGUUGGUCCCUAUGAAAGCCUUUCUGGUUGGAUUAUGGAUUUUUCUCAAGUCAACCCUCAUCUCUCUCUCUCUCUCUCUUUUUAUUUCUCCAUCCUCAUCUUUACCUCAUCUUCAUCUUUAUUUAUUUUUCUUUAUUUCUCUUUCUUUUCAGUCUUUCUCUCUUUUUUAGCUUAUUCUCUAUCUCUCUCACUCUCUCAUGACAAAUGGAUGAAAUGCAUGAUUAUGUUUGGUGUGAACAUUUUAGCGAAGAUGAAAGAAAAGACGUAUAAUUGAAAAUUCCAAAUAACUGGACACUCAAUUGGAGAAAUGGAAUUUGUUGAUUAAAAGAAUAGAAAACAAUAAGGAAACUAAAUACUUUGGAUGGUUGUCACCCUCUAAUUAAUCACCCACAACCUCAUCUUCUUUUCGGCCAUCGCCAUCAUCAUCAUCAUCAUCAUCUAUUGUUAAUUGUUCUCGCUCAGCAAACCCAACAAGAUAAAAACCAUAGAGAAGAAGAUGAUUGAAUAUCAAUUACGUUGUUCGUUUGAAAGAAAGAGUCACAAUUUCACUUCCGAUUGGUAAAUGACCACUUCCAAUUUAAAGUCCGGUCUCUCUCUCUCUCUCUCUCACUAAUCAAUUGGCUUGUUCUCCAUCAUCAUAUUCAGUGUAUUUCUUGUUGUAAAGAAGAAAACAUCAUCCGUUUUGUAUACAUUUUCUACCACCAAAUUUUAAAGGCCAAUUAUCAAGACUUCCGGUUAUUAAUUUUCCUUAAAGAUCAAGAAACUGCUCAUCCUGAUCCUCAUCAUCAUCAUCAUCAUCAAUGAUCUUAUCUUCAUAUUUAUAACUCUUUAAAUACUAACAACAAUUAAUAACAUCUUGGUUAAGAGAGAGAGAGAGAGAGAGAGAUCACCAGAACGAAACUAACAACAAGAAAAGUAUAACGAUUUAUUUUUCUUCUUAUUCAAUGGUCAUAAUUAACACUAAAAUAGUGAUAAUUUAUUAUCUUAAUCACUAAAAAAUUAACAUUCAUUUUGUUUUCUUUGCUAAUCCAUGUUUCCUAUUUUCCAUCAAUUAAUCAGUUAAUUUGAACCAAGAAAAAAACAACAAAAACAACAUCAACAAAUCAAAUUGAAUUUGUUUUCUUCUUAGAUUAACCUUAACCUGAUUAACCCAAAAUUUUGCAUGAAUCAAACACCACAAGUUUGUAUUGUAAUUAAGUUAUUAUUUUGAAUUAAUCAAUUUUCGAAUUAUUAUUUUUGUUUUUCUUCUCAAAUUCAUCAAAUUAGCUGAUUGUUGCAGCAAAUUGUUGUAAUUUGUUUUCCUGAAAUUAACUUUAAUCAUAUUCAUACUUCAGCAAACAGAUUGACCAUUAAUCUAGAUUAAUGGUCAAUCAGGAUAAAUAAACCAUUUAUCCUGGUUUGUUGGUCCACAAUCAAUUAAAUUUAAUUGUAAACAAGAAAAACACAAAUUACCAAAAAGUAUCAGAAUCAAUAAGAAUCAUACUAAUCUAAAGACAAUCAGCAACAAUUAAACGUCAACGAUUUUCCCAAAAGGAAAAAUUAUUAACCAAAAAAUCAACAAUACUAAUCACAAUUAAAUCUCUUUUCUUUUCUAUAGACAAUCAAACUAUUCACCAAUUUGAUUCCCUUGAUUUGCUCAAUAUCAACAAUUAACUUGAUUUUCAUCUUUCUCUCUGGUCAAUUGGUGUUUCAUUUUUCAAGAUCCACGAGUUUAACUUUUUCCCUGCACGCAAACAAUUUGAUUCUGUUAAUUGUUGCAAGUAAAUUAAGUUUACAGGACAAUUAAAAAGUUCGCAAGGAAACAAAAUGAACAAUUUUGAUGGUCAUGUGAUUAGAAAAAUGACCUUCGACAACUUCGAGAAUUACAAAAUCGACCGAUACAAAACUGGUCUUAAGCUCAUCAUCUUAAUCGUCGUCAUCAUUAUCAUUAUCAUAGUCUCACUCUCACUUUCUCUCUCACUCGUCUUGAUUUCAACAAUUCCAACGAUAUUUUAUAUAAACAGUUGAGCAACUUGAAUACCAACAAUUAGUUAAUUUUCUUGUAUUUAGUUAAUUGUUUCUCUUCAUCAUGAGUCCAAAGAGACUUUAUAACGAAGCACCAAAGUAUUUGGUUCCUCCGGAUGAUGAAAAUUUGAUUAACUGUAUCAACAAAGUUCGUGAACAAUUGGAUCAACAUUUCACCUCAUUGGAACCUGAUUUACCUUAUUUAAUUAACGAUAUUAAUAAAUUGCGAACCUGUGAUUUUGAGGUUCGCAGAUAUUUGUUUCAAACUAAUUUAGAUGUUAAUCAAGCUGUCGAAAUGAUUAAGGAUCGAUUAACAUGGAGAAAGGAAAUGUCAUUAGAUACUUUGAGAUAUCAAAAGUUUCCAAUUGAAUUUUAUCAAUCAGGAGGAAUAUUUGAAUUUAAGACUGAUAAUGAUGGUGAUCCGGUUUUGUAUGUUCGCAGUAAAUUCAAUGUUAAUAUUGAAAUUUUAUCCAAAUCAUUGAGACAAUUUUUAAUCUUCUUCAUGGAUAAAAUGGAUCAACGAUUUUCCCGUGAACGAUCUUGGGGAUUAGUAUUUGAUGCACAAGGAUUUGGCUGGAAUAAUAUUGACUUUGAUUUUCUUAAUCUAAUUAUUAAGAUUCUUAAAUAUUAUAUGCCCUGGUCAGUAAAAUAUGUGGUCAUCUAUGAGAUACCUUGGUUUCUUGAGUCCAUUUGGAAAGCGGCUCAACAUUUUAUCCCGGAAGAUGGUAAACGAUUAAUACGAGUUUAUAAUAAGAAAACUAUUGGUGAAACAAUUAACCCAAUUAACAUGCCAAAGGUGAUCGGUGGUUUAUCUCCAGAUAAUCAUAUCAUAAUUCCGGAGGGUGUUGAACCAGCCACGGUUAUCGGUAAAAUUGAAUUGGGCCUUAAUGAUGAGGAUGUUUAUCGGAUUAAGAAACAUUUAGCUAAAUUGGAUAAAGAGAUGGGAGAAUUAAUUAAAGUUUAAUAGUAAACAUUUCCCAAUGGAAAUACAUGAGAUUAUUUUUUUAUUUAGGGUUUGAUUACCUUUCUUGAUUAUAUUAUAAAUAACUUAUUACAUAUUCACUUACAUGUUGAUUAUAUUGACAAUAAGCAAUCAAGUUUCAAUGUUUUUUUUUGUGUAUUUUGUAUCAUUUUAAAGUCUAUUAUUUUUGUUAAUCUUGAUUUAUUCAAUUUUAAUUUUCUGUAUAAUUGUUAUAAGUUUCUUUUCUUCUUGUUAUUGAUUAAUAAACUACUUAUUGGUAAA
Panonychus citri (citrus red mite) is the source of this 3363-nucleotide messenger RNA. RefSeq names its product motile sperm domain-containing protein 2-like. The record is from RefSeq and is a predicted model, not a curated record. NCBI's taxonomy places the organism in Eukaryota, Metazoa, Arthropoda, Arachnida, Trombidiformes, Tetranychidae. Bases 2185 to 3084 code for a protein of 299 amino acids. The transcript is spliced from 4 exons.